GAACGAAGUAUUAAAGUGACAAGUGGCAAAAAGGCUGUUUUUAGACAACAUAUAAACUGAUAGAAAUAGCCUACAAUUGCAGAGUUUUAAUAAAUUACGUGGCGUUCUGGCUGUAACCGUUUUCUUUAUAAACUAGAUGAUGGAAAUUAUAUUUUAAAAAUUCCUAUAUUCACAUAACCUUAACAUAAUGGCUUUCGUCCAAGUGGUGCAAGUGGUACUUAUCGCCGGCUUGUCUUUGGUGGCUGGAUUCUUAGCAGUGCUUUUUGUUGUACAAAAAGCUAUAACAAAACCAUUUCCAGUUAUUAAAAGACGUAAGGAGGAGAGGCAUUUCCUCGACCCGAUAAGGAUACAAAAUGUUGAUUUUCCCUCUGUGGAAGAUGCACCAACUGUGCAUUUAAGUGUUAUUAUACCAGCUUAUAACGAAGAACAACGGUUGCCAAAAAUGUUGGAAGAAUGCAUAAGUUUUUUAGAGGAAAAAGCGAAAAAUGAGAUAUUUACUUACGAAGUUAUUGUUGUUAGUGAUGGUAGCAGUGAUGGCACAGUUUCUCUUGCGUUAAAGUAUUCAAAGCGCUACACCGUGGACAAAUUUCGAGUGUUAGAGCUUUUGGACAACAGAGGCAAAGGUGGAGCUGUUCGUCUGGUAGUUGAACAAAUAUUGAGUCAUAAUAUUUUUAAAUUAUACUUACUUUUUAAGGGAAUGCUAAGUGCAAGAGGCCGAUACCUAUUGUUUGCUGAUGCAGAUGGUGCGACAAAAUUUUCCGAUUAUGAUAAGUUGGAAAAGAAUAUGAAAAGUAUUACAAAAGAUUGGCAGUCGGACGGAAUCGUGGUCGGAUCACGCUCACAUCUUGAGCAAGAAGCUAUAGUAUCACGUAGUCUAUUCAGAACACUCCUUAUGCACGGUUUUCAUUUCCUUGUAUGGCUCUUUGCAGUCCGAAGUAUACGAGAUACUCAAUGUGGCUUCAAGUUACUAACUCGUUCCGCUGCACAUACUUUAUUUAAAAAUUUACACGUUGAACGUUGGGCUUUCGAUGUUGAGCUGCUAUACAUAGCGGAACGCUUGAAAAUACCAAUUGCUGAGGUGGCAGUGAAUUGGAAAGAAAUAGAAGGCUCUAAAUUAACGCCGGUCUGGUCGUGGAUUCAAAUGGGAGUUGACUUAUUUUUGAUCUGGUUCAGGUAUGCGAUCGGAGCAUGGCAACUAUAUGACCAAAAUAAAGGACAUGUCUCGUAAAAACCAACAAUUCAAUUUUAAUUAGAGACUCGCGCAAACUUACGUUCCAGUACUACUGCUUUGUUGAAACACUAUUGUUUAAACAACAAUACAUAUUUAAGUAUUCUAAAAGUGAA
This is a messenger RNA of Bactrocera oleae (olive fruit fly), 1344 nucleotides long. Lineage: Eukaryota; Metazoa; Arthropoda; Insecta; Diptera; Tephritidae. The record is from RefSeq and is a predicted model, not a curated record.